Molecule: messenger RNA, 683 nt
Organism: Trametes versicolor FP-101664 SS1
Lineage: Eukaryota; Fungi; Basidiomycota; Agaricomycetes; Polyporales; Polyporaceae
Exons: 1
Source: RefSeq, a predicted model, not a curated record
GAUGCGCGCGCGUUCCCGAGAAUUGAGAUGCGCACUCCCCAGAUGCGGCUCGCCUGGUGGCGUUCCCACCGUUAUGCCGGCGGCAACGGUGAACUUUGCAUACUGGGACGCUGACGUCGUUUCUCGAGUGAUGGGGUCACCGCUCGAGUGUCGACCGCGGCGGUCCCCGGGUGCUGCUGUAUCACAACUUCUCCGGUACGCAUCGAGUGAGAAAUACACACAAACAAAAAUCAUAACGGUGGCUUUCAAUAAUUGUGCGUCACGAAUACCGAGCGGUUCAUCUCAUUAUUGCGUUCACGGUUCCAUGACAGCAUGUGUCUAUCACGAGGCAGUCAUAUUCGGUUAAAAUCCACGUUACGCCGCGCAGAUUAUCUCGCGAGGCAUGUCACGCCCCGCCGCAUCUGCGCUCGGACCCUCCACAAGCUGUGCUCCUCGCAACUCUCGAUCCCGCUGCCGCCCUACCGCUACUUGCCGCACCAGCUGCAUUGCACGCCUCGCCCUUCCACUCGCCAUCUCGCCGCCGCCGGGCCCGCAUUACCCUGGGGAUAUCACAAUCAGCGUGCGCGCGCCCCGUCGUCGUCGCCGUCACCGUCACGGUGCUUCCCCGCGCGCCCAACAGCAUCGAAGCGACUACCAGGCAAUCGCGCGGGUCCCUGUCCAUCGCGCCUCGACCCGUGCGUAAC